AGAGAAGAAGAAGAAGGAAAAAAGCGACGACAUCAAAAGGCGUCUCUGAGAGCUUGGAGCUACUGCUACCUAAUGUUUUGAUGCUUUCCUUAAUCUAAAAAGAUCUAAAAAAAAAAAAAAUGCCUAUGAAAGGGAGGUUUCCGAUCAGGAGGACUCUGGAAUAUCUCCAGAAGGGCGACAUCAUCUUUAAAAACAGAGUGAAGAUCAUGACUGUUAAUUACAACACACAUGGAGAGCUGAGCGACGGAGCAAGGAAGUUUGUGUUCUUCAAUAUUCCUCAGAUACAGUACAAAAACCCUUGGGUCCAAAUAAUGAUGUUCAAAAAUAUGACACCAGCACCGUUCUUAAAGUUCUACCUGGAUGAUGGGGAACAAGUUCUGGUGGAUGUUGAAGGGAGGGACCACAAACAAAUUUCACAACAUGUGAAGAAGAUUUUGUGCAAAUCAGAAGAAGUGUUACAAGGUGAAGCUCAAGAAAAGAUGCAAGCCUCCAACCCAGCCAACUUUGGGCCAAAAAAGUACUGUCUGAGGGAGUGUAUCUGUGAGGUGGAUGGCCAAGUGCCGUGUCCCAGCACCACACCGCUGCCCAAAGAGAUGACGGGCAAAUAUCGGGCAAAAAUGGCAGCAUCGCAAGAAUGAGAAGUUACGGAGGAGGUGUGACUAUUGUACGCAAACUGGACAUUCUAGUGUUUUCAUGUUAUAUUUGAUUUUGUACCAUUACAUAAAGAGACUACUCCAUUGUAUAUUUCCUUUGCAUAAAUGGGCUGAGCUGCACUUUGUGAGUUAGUAUCUGUAAGACCUUCCAGUCCACUUUAAGCAGCGUGAACUUACAAACACUGGGCUUGUUUGAGCAGGCAGACCAUGGUCUAGGUUUGAAUAACUUGACGCAUACACCUGAUAUGACAUUGGUUUCAAAGCCCAAAUAGCUCCUAAAUAAUCAUAUUUGCUACAUUUCUUUGCAGGAUCCACCUAAUUCACAAAAAGAAACUAUACAAACUUGUUUUUACAGAGACAUUUUUUUUUAUUGGCGCAGAGAUGACAUUAAUAAAAUGAUGUGUCAGA
Labrus bergylta (ballan wrasse) is the source of this 1061-nucleotide messenger RNA. It is a transcript of the gene mrps25, whose product is annotated as mitochondrial ribosomal protein S25. Lineage: Eukaryota; Metazoa; Chordata; Actinopteri; Labriformes; Labridae. The record is from RefSeq and is a predicted model, not a curated record. Gene Ontology annotation, molecular function: structural constituent of ribosome. Gene Ontology annotation, cellular component: mitochondrion.